Cheilinus undulatus (humphead wrasse) is the source of this 2673-nucleotide messenger RNA. It is a transcript of the gene slc25a25a, whose product is annotated as solute carrier family 25 member 25a. Gene Ontology annotation, molecular function: ATP transmembrane transporter activity; calcium ion binding. The record is from RefSeq and is a predicted model, not a curated record. Gene Ontology annotation, biological process: transmembrane transport. Gene Ontology annotation, cellular component: mitochondrial inner membrane. NCBI's taxonomy places the organism in Eukaryota, Metazoa, Chordata, Actinopteri, Labriformes, Labridae. The transcript is spliced from 10 exons. Bases 98 to 1513 code for a protein of 471 amino acids.
ACCGGCAUUUCAGUAUUAGAGCGGAGAGGAGUGACACCGGCUCUGGUGUACUAUUUAUUUAUUUAUUGUAGUAACUUUUAAUUUUCCCGGAGCAGACAUGCUCGGUUUGUGCCUUUACGUCCCCGUGUCGAACUCAGACCCGGUAGAAGUGGAAUAUUUCGAGUCUAACGGACUUCCGUCGGAGCUGAAGUCUCUCUUUAACAAACUGAGCGUGUUCCUGCCGUCUCAGGAGUUUUCAACCUACCAACGAUGGCGAAAGAAAACCUUAAAAAGGGAAGAAGCUGACUCAGAUGGGAAGCUGGACUUUGAAGAAUUUGUUCACUAUCUGCAAGAUUACGAGAAAGACCUGAAGCUCAUCGUGAAGAGCCUUGACAGGAAAAAUGCAGGCCGCGUUGAUCCUAAAGAAUUCAUUCAGUCUCUGCAGGACCUCGGGGUGCAUAUUUCCCCACACCAUGCAGAGAAAGCCCUUAAGAGCAUGGAUAAGAAUGGGGUAAUAACUAUCGGCAGUAAAGACUGGAGCAAGUACUCUGUGGUGGAAGAGACGGAGAACAUUCCUGAGAUCAUCCUCUACUGGAAACACUCCACGAUAUUCGAUAUAGGCGAGAACUUGAUGGUACCCGAUGAGUUCACAGUGGAAGAGAAGAUGACGGGGAUGUGGUGGAGACACCUGGUCGCAGGCGGAGGAGCUGGGGCAGUUUCAAGGACGUGCACGGCUCCUCUGGACCGACUCAAAGUCAUGAUGCAGGUGUAUGGAUCCAGAACCAACAAUAUGUGCAUCAUGAGUGGACUGAUGCAGAUGAUAAAAGAGGGCGGGCUGAGGUCUUUGUGGCGAGGAAACGGCGUGAACAUCAUCAAAAUCGCACCAGAGUCUGCACUCAAGUUCAUGGCGUAUGAGCAGAUUAAGCGUCUGAUCGGCAGCGAUAAGGAGACCCUGGGCAUCCUGGAGCGAUUUGUUGCUGGAUCUUUGGCGGGAGUGAUCGCCCAGAGCACCAUCUACCCCAUGGAGGUUCUUAAAACUCGCCUCGCUCUGAGGAAGACAGGGCAGUACUCGGGAAUCUCUGACUGUGCGAAGCAGAUCUUUAGGAAAGAAGGACUGGGGGCGUUCUAUAAAGGCUACGUCCCAAACAUGCUCGGCAUCAUCCCCUACGCUGGCAUCGACCUGGCCGUGUACGAGACUUUGAAGAACAGCUACCUGCAGCAGUACGGUGCUAAUGGCACCGACCCCGGCGUGCUCGUCCUGCUGGCCUGCGGCACCGUGUCAAGUACCUGCGGGCAGCUCGCCAGUUAUCCUCUGGCUCUGGUCCGAACACGAAUGCAAGCACAAGCUGCCACGGGGUUGACGAGUGAGCAGGCGACCAUGUCGGGUCUCUUCAAGCAGAUCCUGCAGAACGAGGGUCCAACGGGACUCUACAGAGGGUUGGCCCCCAACUUCCUCAAAGUGAUCCCCGCCGUCAGCAUCAGCUACGUGGUGUAUGAGCAUCUGAAGACGCAGCUGGGAGUGACAUCACGCUGAAAGUCGACCCUCCCUUUGUCACAACAAGAAUGUGACAAGUGACCCCGUCAGUCUCCAACACCCCCUCCCCCACUCCACUCACCCUCUCCCUCCCUCCCAGGGAAUCCCAGGGACCUUGUGGCCCCUCUGGAGGUUCGUGAAGCGAUCUCAUUCUGUGAAUGUCAGCUGAUGUAAGACGAGAAGUGACGCUGGAAAGGCUGAGGUGGAGGAUAUGGACUCUGUGAGCUCAAGAGUGGAACUGCUGCUAUUUAUGAGAAAAUGAGGGAUGAGACUGAGAGUUAAGGACCAAGUGUUUUAGGGUUUUUUGCUCUUUCUGCCCAGUGCCUGAGCAAAAACAUGCAGUUAUUUUUCAUGUCUGUGAGUUGAAGUUUUUGUCAGCAAUCAUGUUGCAUAAGAGAGAACUCUCAUACAUGUCCUUUAGCAGGCAGAUAAGCAUUAGUAAUCUCUUUAAGAAGUUUUGUUCUGAUCCGUUCUGCCUGUAGGAAGAUGAUUGUGUUCCUAAUGAGAGGGUUUUUGCACACGUGAGUUUGAUCUCUCUCCACCCCUGUCCUGAAUGAAUGAUUUCCCAGUAUUUAUUUCCAUCCUUUAUUUAUAGUUUUUAUUACGAAGAAGAGAGUGGUGGAGGUUUCCGCUGCAUGUUUUUGUUUGAACAGCCAAAUGUGCUAUUUAAAAACCUGCAGUGAAUGUAUUCAGGGUGGGAAUGUAACGCCGGGUAGCAGCCUUAACGCGUGGCUUUAAACACUACAUGUUACCUGGUGAAGUAUUUAAGCUGGGGCUGGAGUUUGUGCUCAUGCUGCUGCUGUUGAUUUAACAUGAAAAUAACGAUUUUGUGCGACAUGCUUCUGAUCAUAAAUGUUGACGUGUCUAGAUGUUUUUGCCCAUUUUAAAGGUUUAAAUGUCUUAAUGUUCACCUCAGGUUUAAGGGCAGAUUACUGUUAAUUCACCGAAGAGCACACAUCUUUCUUUGUGUUUCACAACAUUUAUCCUCGGAAAAACAAGGGCUGAAGAAGACGAGCGACGUAUUGCACUUUAAUCAAAGCUGGAAGGCCUCUGAUGAAUGUCACAUCGAUCCAGGUAUUCAGAUUGAAUUCUUUUGUAAAGAGUUUUUUUAGGAUUGUUUUAAUGGACCAUUUUGAUGCAAAUAAAUGCAAAUUCUUGUA